Molecule: messenger RNA, 1016 nt
Organism: Dendrobium catenatum
Lineage: Eukaryota; Viridiplantae; Streptophyta; Magnoliopsida; Asparagales; Orchidaceae
Product: myb-related protein 308
Exons: 3
Coding region: 255-905 (216 amino acids)
Source: RefSeq, a predicted model, not a curated record
AAGGAGAAGUGGAAAGCAAAGCACGCUCAAGAAGAAAGUGAAAGCCACAAAGCAAUCUACCUCUAAAACCCGCCCCUUAUCCACCUCCUCUCCACUAUCUCUUCAGGAAAUUAUAACUCUCUCAAUCUUUCCAUCUUCUCUUCUACCAUAACAAACCUGCUCAGUAGCCUCUCUUGAAGCUAGGAAUUAAAAAAAAAAAAGUUCGGAUAUUUAUCUCUCUCUCUCUCUCUCUUUCUCUUCUAUCUCAACACACCAUGGGCAGGUCUCCCUGUUGUGAAAAGGCACACACAAACAAAGGAGCUUGGACUAAGGAAGAAGAUGAGCGGCUCAUCACCUACAUCAAAACUCAUGGGGAAGGAUGUUGGCGUUCUCUUCCAAAGGCAGCAGGUCUACUCAGAUGUGGCAAAAGCUGUCGCCUUCGAUGGAUCAACUAUCUUCGGCCUGAUCUCAAACGCGGCAACUUCACCGAGGAGGAAGACGAACUCAUCAUCAAACUUCAUUCCCUUUUGGGAAACAAGUGGUCUUUAAUUGCUGGACAACUUCCUGGUAGAACAGAUAAUGAGAUCAAGAAUUAUUGGAACACUCAUAUAAAGCGGAAGCUCAUCAACCGUGGUAUCGGUACCCAAUCAACCCCCGGCCCGGCGGUCCAUCCUGCAGCCACCGCUCAGACGAAGACAAGUUCGAAACCAGCAACCAAAACUGAACAAUCUAUAGACGAAAAAGGCUCAUACAAGACCAGGCAGGAGUUACCAGACCUCAAUCUUGACCUCACCAUAAGCCUACCUUCAACUUCACAAAAGCCAAUUAAAGCCGGAGAUAAUGGCAGUAAAAACAUGUGUUUGUGCUACAGUUUGGGGUUUCCAAGCAUAAACAUAGCUUGCAGCUGUAAUAUGUUGCAGAGCUGAUAUUAAUUAAUGAUUUGCUUUGAUGAAAUUAAUGUAUAUCUAGGUUUUCCUACUAAUUGGAAAAGAGACACUGGGUAGCUUUAAAUUUAUACUGGUACUGUUUGUUGGCUC